AUGGACAAGACUGACAUUACAGAGGAGGUGGAAAAGCGGCCACAAGAAAUAAUGCGAUGGUUCUCGCCUAAAACGCAAAAGAUACUUGACGUUUGUGUACGUCUUCAGGAAGAUUUCGGGAAUCCCCGUCAACCAGCGACUGAUUAUUCUCAGUAUCAGGAUCAUUAUAGCUACACAAUUUUGAGAUACGGAAAAGACUAUGACGCCCAGCGAGCAUUGCGAAUUAGGAAGAUUCAUGCAUUCUUCCACCGCCAUAAAAUUACAGAAAACACCAGAUACGAGCUGGCCCAGCGAGCGUUGAGAAUUUCAGCGAUCCUCACGUACUUAAAUCGAUACCAGAUAACAGUCGCAGGCUGUCUGGAAAUGCCCUUGGAGGUAUUAGAAGAACGACUGCUAGAAAUUACAAAUUACCACGAUACCCCGUGGUAUUAUCGGUUUAUUCCAUGCUGCGUCAAUAUUCAGAGACAAAACGUCAUUAAACCAAAGACAAAGAAAAGAAGCAAUGGAGGACUUUUUGGAAGAAUUCGGAAAGUCUUCAGCCGACGCUCUCAGAAAUUUAAUGAAGAUUGA
This is a messenger RNA of Magallana angulata, 570 nucleotides long. RefSeq lists its product as uncharacterized. Bases 1 to 570 code for a protein of 189 amino acids. The record is from RefSeq and is a predicted model, not a curated record. Lineage: Eukaryota; Metazoa; Mollusca; Bivalvia; Ostreida; Ostreidae. The transcript has 8 exons.